GGCCGCGGCCGCUCCGAGCGAGCAGCGCCGGCUCCGCUUCCUUCUGCUGACGUAGAUCCUCUCUGCAGGGCCAUGGCGAGCGAUUUCUACCUCCGAUACUACGUGGGGCACAAGGGGAAAUUCGGACACGAGUUCCUCGAGUUCGAAUUCCGGCCUGACGGGAAGCUGCGCUACGCCAACAACAGCAACUACAAGAACGAUGUGAUGAUCCGAAAGGAGGCUUAUGUGCACAAGAGUGUGAUGGAAGAGCUGAAGAGAAUAAUCGACGACAGUGAAAUCACGAAAGAAGAUGAUGCUCUGUGGCCUCCUCCUGACAGAGUGGGCCGACAGGAGCUCGAGAUAGUAAUUGGUGACGAGCACAUCUCCUUUACCACGUCAAAAAUCGGUUCCCUCAUUGAUGUAAAUCAGUCUAAAGAUCCAGAGGGCUUGAGAGUAUUCUACUACCUGGUCCAAGACCUUAAAUGUCUCGUCUUCAGUCUUAUUGGACUCCACUUCAAGAUUAAGCCAAUUUAAAUCAGACAAACUGAAGUUUCUGUUGCAAUGUUAGCAGUAGAGAUGGGAAGGGAGGAUCCUGUUCCAGUUCUUCAUUGUUUCUGAAAGGUUUUUGUACUUCAGAUUAUUUUUUUGAUUGUUAUUUUGUUGUUGUUACAAACUGUCAGUGACUCAAUAAAAGGGUAAGAUUUGCGUUUUUAAUUUUUAA
Molecule: messenger RNA, 700 nt
Organism: Passer domesticus (house sparrow)
Lineage: Eukaryota; Metazoa; Chordata; Aves; Passeriformes; Passeridae
Gene: MAGOH
Product: mago homolog, exon junction complex subunit
Exons: 5
Coding region: 73-513 (146 amino acids)
Biological process (GO): RNA splicing
Cellular component (GO): catalytic step 2 spliceosome; exon-exon junction complex; nucleus
Source: RefSeq, a predicted model, not a curated record